Ilex paraguariensis (yerba mate) is the source of this 510-nucleotide messenger RNA. Lineage: Eukaryota; Viridiplantae; Streptophyta; Magnoliopsida; Aquifoliales; Aquifoliaceae. The record is from the annotation of a GenBank genome assembly.
AUGAAGUCGAUUAAGAAAUUGACACUAUGUAAAUGUUUAAAAUUGGGAGCUAAAAGGUUAAGGAUAGAUAGUUUGUCUUUAAGCAUUUGUUUAAAGAUAAAUUACAGAGAAAAAGAUCGCGAAAGAGCUCAGGCUAGGAGCGGCGGAAAAGGAAAGAACAAAGAUGAUGGAUUGACGCCCGAACAACGCCGUGAAAGGGAUGGGAAAGCCCUUCAAGAAAAGGCGGCGAAGAAAGCGGGGCAGGCGGCGGGGGCUGGCGGCAGUGAUGCCGGAGUCAUGGAUCUGAUGGCCAAGAGUGAAGGUGUCACAGCUGCUUGAUCCCGUGGUAGGUGCUUUAACUAUAUUGCGUCAUUAGAUGUCAAGAGUAAUUAGAGAAAUGAAGGUGAUCUCAGUGCAAAUUAGCAGAAGUUUGGCUCCAAAUUCUGGGAAAUACGUCUGGCAUACGCUGAAAUGAGCAAUUCUAUGCUUCAGAGUAUUAGUGGAGGAUACAAGAAACGUCAAAAAGAGUUG